This is a messenger RNA of Nymphalis io (European peacock), 1226 nucleotides long. RefSeq lists its product as uncharacterized. Lineage: Eukaryota; Metazoa; Arthropoda; Insecta; Lepidoptera; Nymphalidae. The coding region runs from base 615 to 1100 and encodes 161 amino acids. The record is from RefSeq and is a predicted model, not a curated record. The transcript has 6 exons.
AGUACGCUACUGAGCGUCGAUGAAAACGCUUAUCUUUUUAUAGCUCAAAAAAAAAAAGUUCUAAAUUCAAACUCUUUCUUUUUUAAAUUGCCAGUGCGUAUACAUUCUAGAGUAUUUAAAUUUUAUGUGAAACUAUUUCAUCACAGUACCGUUUUGCGCUCAUUCGAAUUUUAAAUCUACUGAUUAAUAAACGCGCGUAAACAAUUAAACUUCGUCUUUAUAAUCGUAUUUUUUGUCUAUUGUUUUGUGGCUUAUGAGAUCGAAAUAGAAUCAAGUGCAUUGCUUAUAUAAUUUGUGUUUGUAAAUAGUGCGAAGUGUAUCGAAACACUGAAGACUCGAAAUUAUACCACCGAUGCGAUGAGUCAACUGUUUUCGAGUUUUCAUUUUAAUUUCCAACAAUAAAAUUAUUAAAUCGUGUGUUCUUGAUAAUGGCAAGUCUGUGUUUAUGGUCAGUGUACGGAUAGAUAUUGGUACAAGAAGAUUCAGAAAUAAGGAGUAAUAUUAAGUUCCACAUUGUACUUGCCUUUCACGUCGAGGUUGUGACUUCGACUCCCAUCAGGACAGAUAUUUAUGUGCACGAAAACGUCUGUUUGUCCUGAGUCUGAGGAGCUACAAUGGCGUUGCCGAUGUUGCGACAAUGCUGCGGCUGUGUUUCUUUAGAAAAAGGAUGUUUCUUACUCGGCCUUUUGUCCACAUUAUUCUGCAUAGCAGCCAUUAUGGCUGGAUCCUGGAGUCUCCCACGACACAGGGAGAGGGAGCAGGAAGACAAUCUCAUUUCGAUGACAUUGGUCAUGUUUUCGACUUUAUCAGCUAUCAGUAACGUUGUAGUAUUAGUGGGUGUUGGAAUGAGGCGACCCGGCUGUCUGCAACUCUCAUUGCUGUUCAACUCCGUGUUCAUUCUGUGCAUCUUCCUAGUGGCGGUGGUCACUUGCCUGUUCAGUCCUGAACUCGCGCCAUUUUUGGUUGACCCAGGAAACGUCGCUUUAAUCGUGGUCAUGAUUAUUGCUGGUGCUGCGUACUCUGUAUACUACCUUACGGUGGUGAACAGCGUGUACAGGAAGAUGAAAAUGAGUUACAGCGAGACAGCGCUGCCUAUGUAAAAGUUCAAGACUGCAAGUAUUGUGAUUUGUGAUUGAAUACGCUUUCUCUUUAAUUUUUUGCGUCGAAUUUAUAUAAAUAGUCACUUUGUAUAUUUUUAUAUGUUUCAAUAAAGUAAUUUAGAUGUU